GAGAGAGUGUGUGGUCCUAAAGCCACGUGUUUCUGCAUGCGGGGCUCCAUCUUCACUUUUGCCAAAAAAAAAACCAACCAACCUUUCGAUUCCAUCAUCCCUUCAAUUAGUUGCUUCCAGUAGACUUUGAGUGACCAAAUUUUCAGCCGAUAAGUUGCAGAUUCUCCAGCUGCCAUGGCGAUCGUCUCUGCCGGUCUCUUCAAACACCCCACCAGAUCUACCGGUAUUGCUGGUGUUGGUCUUCUUGGCACUUUCACAUAUUGUCACACAUAUAAGAUCAACCGAGUCAGCUUCUCCAGUUCUAUUCCUUCUUCUUACUAUUGCCAUGCAACACUAUCAACAACGAUGGAGGAAGUGAAGUCAACAUUUGACGCAGAUGAAGCUGCUGUAUUGGUUAACAAGCUCAGGAAAACCUUCAAUUCAGGCAAGACAAAGAGCUAUGAAUGGAGAAUAUCACAAUUGGAAAGCAUAUCAAAGAUGGUUGAUGAAAAGGAGAAGGAAAUUAUUGAAGCACUCUAUGAGGACCUCUCGAAACCUCAACUUGAAGCGUACCUAUCAGAGAUAUUGAUGGUAAAAUCCUCAAGUAAGUUGGCCCUGAAAGAACUUAAACAAUGGAUGAUCCCGAAAACGGCUGCAACUUCAUUGGCAUCUUAUCCAUCGUCGGCAGAAAUUGUGUCAGAACCUCUUGGAGUUGUCUUGGUCAUAUCUACCUGGAACUUCCCUUUCUCAUUGUCACUUGAGCCCAUAAUUGGAGCUAUUGCAGCUGGUAACGCUGUGGUCCUCAAACCAUCAGAAAUUGCUCCAGCCACAUCAUCACUGCUUUCGAGGUUACUAGGGGAAUACAUGGACCAAUCUGCUAUAAUAGUUGUUGAGGGUGCUGUUGCUGAGACCUCGGCAUUACUAGAACAGAAGUGGGAUAAGAUCUUUUUUACAGGUGGAGCAAGAGUUGGGCGCAUUGUGAUGGCCGCUGCAGCUAAGAACCUUACACCAGUAACUCUUGAACUUGGAGGAAAGUGCCCAGCUGUUGUUGAUUCCAAUGUUAAUUUACAAGUUGCGUCGAGGAGGAUUGUAGCUGGCAAGUGGGUAUGCAACAAUGGACAAGCUUGUAUCGGUGUUGAUUACAUCAUAACAACAAAAGAAUUUGCUCCAAAGUUGAUAGAAGCUCUAGUGAGUGUAGUGGAGGAGAUAUUUGGAAGAGAUCCAAUGGAGUCGAAGGAACGAUCCUGCAUUAUAAACUCGUUCCACUUCUCUCGUUUAGUAAAUCUCUUGGAUGAGGAUAAAGUGUCUGACAAAAUCGUCUUUGGAGGCCAGAGGGAUGGGAGCCAACUACAAAUAGCUCCAACAAUAUUGUUGGAUGUUCCUGAGGACUCGUUGAUAAUGCAAGAAGAAAUAUUCGGACCAUUACUUCCGAUAAUGACUGUUGAAAGGUUGGAAGAUAGCUUUGCCAUGAUAAACCGAAAGCCGAAACCUCUUGCCGCGUAUCUCUUCAGUGAUGAUGAACAGAUCGAAAGGGAGUUUGUGCAAAAUGUGUAUGCUGGAGGAAUGGCUAUUAAUGACACCAUUCUACAAGUCACAGUUCCGAGUCUGCCUUUCGGAGGAGUCGGGGAGAGUGGAAUGGGCGCAUACCAUGGGAAAUUCUCUUUUGAUGCUUUUAGCCAUAAGAAGGCGGUUUUGUACAGAAGUUUCGCUGGGAAUCUCCGACAAGGUACCCGCCUUACACGCCAGAAAAACAAAAGCAAAUCAAAGCCUUACUCAGUGGAAACAUAUUUAAAAUUAUUCUUGCUUUACUCGGAUGGUUUAAAGACUGAGUCAAUGCGCACAGAUCCGCUGGAUGAAGGAUAUGGUUGUCCCUUGUUCCCAUAUGUAAUGGGUAAAGGGAAGUAAGAUAAUAGGUUGUCCUAAUAUUA
This is a messenger RNA of Hibiscus syriacus, 1907 nucleotides long. RefSeq names its product aldehyde dehydrogenase family 3 member H1-like. The transcript is spliced from 12 exons. Bases 175 to 1884 code for a protein of 569 amino acids. Gene Ontology annotation, cellular component: cytoplasm. Gene Ontology annotation, biological process: aldehyde metabolic process. NCBI's taxonomy places the organism in Eukaryota, Viridiplantae, Streptophyta, Magnoliopsida, Malvales, Malvaceae. Gene Ontology annotation, molecular function: aldehyde dehydrogenase (NAD+) activity. The record is from RefSeq and is a predicted model, not a curated record.